UGCAGCACUUGCGCACGCCUUUUACGCUCCGCUCACCUCUCCGCGUAGUAAAGCCUCUCCUCUCCGUCACCAGCAGCCGGACUCAGUCUGCUGAGGGCCGACGCUGAGUCUCGACACGGGCACCGAGACAAACGAAUACGGUUUUGAGAACCACCCCCCUCCCUUCCUCUCCUCCUCCUCCUCCUCCUCCUCCUCUGCCUCCUCUGUCUGUUGUUGCGCUUCUGCUGCAGCGGCCAAGUUCAGGUGAGCCUCGUCACCGGCACAACAAGUCCUCUCUCCGGUACCGAGCGGGAUGCUUGCACCCUCCCGUUAAAUGAGGAUGUUAUAAAUGGGCCGCGCAGGAUGUGAAGCCUCGCUAGAAGAAGCAGGAGGAUGGCGAAACCAGGCUUGUCUGCGGCGGUGCUGCUGCUCCUGCUGGGCUUCCUCUCGGUGUCCUCCGUUAAAGCCGACACCCUGCUGUCAGCUCCACUCAAUGUGACCAUCAAAGACAUUGAGGUAAACUCCGCCGUGGUCACGUGGGAAAUCCUGGAGGGGGACCCCGUCAUUGGAUUCGCCAUCACUCAACAGAAGAAGGAUGUACGCAUGCUGAGGUUCAUCCAGGAGGUCAACACCACCACACGCUCCUGCGCAUUGUGGGAUCUGGAUGAGGACACGGAGUACAUCGUUCACGUUCAGAGCAUCAGCAUGGGAGGCAGCAGCCCCCCCAGCGAGCCCAUCCUCUUCAGGACGCCCAAAGAGUCGGAGAAGAUGGCGUCUAAGAGCCCAGACGAGGUGACGAUGGAGGAGGUUGGUCAGGCUGCUCAGCUGAGGGCUGGAGAACUCAUCAUCAUUGUAGUGGUGCUCAUCAUGUGGGCAGGGGUGAUCGCCCUGUUUUGUCGUCAGUAUGACAUCAUCAAAGACAACGAGCCCAACAACAACAAGGACAAAGCCAAGAACUCCUCAGAGUGCAGUACUCCAGAGCACCCACAGGGGGGGCUACUGCGCAGCAACGUCUAAGACCAGCCCUGCAGAGCCUUGUGCAAUAACCAACUCCUCGAACCUCAGGACAGAUCCUGAGACCAACAGAAAGCCAUUCUCAGACACCAUCGUACUGAAGAGCUGAUAAACCAUGACAGAAACUUUUCUCUACACAAUGAGGAACUCUUCAAAACCAAUGGACACACACGUGAACCUGCAGAAUCACAGACUGCAACCAGUCAAACAGGAACAGGAGAGGACAACAUUACUCUUACCUUUGUUGUGACCAAAACUGGACUGCAGCCUACUUUGAGUGGACAGCCAACACAAAGACACGGGACAUAAAAUGGCCGUCGAUCAAAGCACGGGAGGGGGCGUCUUUUCCUCUUGACAAGAACUGCUCGAUUCAUACGUUCUGAUUACUCUUCAUCAGUGGCAUCAAACCAGGAGCAGACCAUCAAACAUGAAUGUCUCAGUAUUUUUGUUUCAACUUCAGGUUUGUAUCACUGGUCAGAGGUUCAGAGAUGACUCAUGGGAACAGCUGGUCCUCUGGGUCCAGGUUAUCAGUCAGCACACAACUUAACAAGCUAAGUUCAGUUUUAAACCAAGGACUUUCUCUUUUUCUAUCUCUCCAUCCACAUCCGUCCUUUCUGUCUUUAUUACAGCCAGUUGUGUAGCAGCUCAUCUCGCCCCAUCUUUCUGUGUCGGUGUCUCUCUAAUAAGCACAUUGACGUUUGGUGCUCCUCCUAUUGUGAUUGUUUGAGCCCUCACAAUCCCAGUCUUGAUUACGAUAUCAUUUUCUUAUUGGGUCAGAAAUAUUGCACGUUGAGUCUUGUCUCCUGCCUCUUUCUCUCUCUGUGUCAUCAGCUAAAUGAUGCGUCUGUUUUUUUCUCCUCUCUGAGCUGCAACCUCAACGCCCUUGUCAGUUAGGGGAUAAAAUGUGACACAUUUUUACAGUACACCAUAUUUUCCUUAUAUGAGUUGGAUGAUGCUGUCUGAAUGCAGCUGUGAUUCAGACAGAGUUCAAGGAUCGACCGGGCGAUCUCGCACCACAGUGGUGUCUGACUCCAAAUCCAAAUUUUAUUGCAACUUCCAGGUUUGAAAUCCAGAAGUUAACUUCAGUGUCCAACUUUGAAAAGACUGGCACGUCUGGAAAAUGACAGACUUAGGUUCAAAUUGAGGUUUAUUGCUCAUCACUGCAUAUUCAGCACCAUAUGCUAUCUGCGGUCUGCAACAGGAUGUGCAGGGAAUAAGGAUGGAGAC
Molecule: messenger RNA, 2220 nt
Organism: Epinephelus fuscoguttatus (brown-marbled grouper)
Lineage: Eukaryota; Metazoa; Chordata; Actinopteri; Perciformes; Serranidae
Gene: fndc5b
Product: fibronectin type III domain containing 5b
Exons: 6
Coding region: 373-996 (207 amino acids)
Molecular function (GO): protein binding
Source: RefSeq, a predicted model, not a curated record